This is a messenger RNA of Glossina fuscipes, 3324 nucleotides long. RefSeq names its product WD repeat-containing protein on Y chromosome-like. The transcript is spliced from 9 exons. The record is from RefSeq and is a predicted model, not a curated record. NCBI's taxonomy places the organism in Eukaryota, Metazoa, Arthropoda, Insecta, Diptera, Glossinidae. Bases 1 to 3324 code for a protein of 1107 amino acids. Gene Ontology annotation, molecular function: protein binding.
AUGUCUUCAAAAACCGAGUAUGAAACUAUUCGCGACUUCACUGAGGAUCUUGAAUAUCAAACGCUUUCCUCUGACUUUUCGCCGGAUGUAGCUGAGCGUCCCGAACGUUUACACGAAUGGUUGAAGAGCGAAGAAAUCGAAUCACUUCAUUAUAAAUUUUUGGAAAAGGGAAAAUUAAGCUAUCCCGAUCUGCGAGAAGAAUUGGAGAAUUUGAAUAUUAAAUUCACUCAUCUUGAAUAUAAUCGUUUGUUUUUGAAAAUCAGUGAAAAUCGCAAUUCCAAAUGUGAUUGGGACGAAUUCAUUUCGUAUCUGUUAAAUGGGUUCAGAGAGGAUCACCCCACUUCCACCAGAGAUGAUGAAAUUACACUUCCGAUUCAUACACCUCCCGUUGUUAGAACAUCGGAGCAUCGUUCGCCUGUUUGUUGCAUCGCAUUAUUAAAGGUCAAUAAAUUGGAAUCGAUGGAGGAGCGCAGCGACAGCGAUAGCGAAUCCGAAGAACAAAAAUUUCAGAGGUUUUUUAAAGAGUAUGCACUUGAACAGUCAGCCGAGUGGGCAGGUAUCUGGGUAACAGCUAGUCGGGAAGGCCAAUUACGUUUUUGGUCAAUGGGUUUAAAACCUUUGCGCUUGGGAAAGUCUAAUAGCAUACACCAGAAAAUUCGUACGUGGAUAUUGUGUAUACGUGGUUUGUCGGAUGUAAACCUUGUGUGCACUUCGUCUACGGAACGCGAGCUACGUUUUCAUGAGACAGUAACUUCCACAUUCAGUUUACGUGCUGUUAUACUAAGCAUGCCCUAUGCUGUGUACAAUAUGCAAUACAGCUAUCACGAGGCGCAGACAUCUAGAUUGAUUAUGGGUGAUUAUGGCGGUAGUGUGCGUAUCUUGGAAUUUGAUGCUCAUUCAAAGUCCCCUUUCGUAAGCAAAUCAGGAAGAGACAUUUUGGAGAUGUUUUGGACGGAUAUCGCCAAGGGCAAAUUUCCGCAAUUCAGAUGCCAUGAAUAUUUAAACGUACACACUGAAAUGAUACAGCAGGUAUAUUUUGCAAGACGUUUAAAUUCUACAUUUGCCGCCGCAGAAUACCGUAACAUCAAAAAGUAUCGCGGACGAUGUCCUGGUCUGGUAGUUUUGUCUGGCGAUGAUAAGAGUACCUUUCGCAUACCAUUGGGUGUUACAACGUUCUGCGUCGAUGAACGACAUGACAUGGUGGUUACUGGAGGCCCGGACACGUCUUUACGAAUUUGGGAUAUUUACGUGCCAACUCAACCGACGAGUUUACUAACGGGGCACCACGCCGGCAUAGUUUAUGUGUUCGUGCAGACUGAAGAAAAGAAAAUUUUUAGUGUGGAUUAUCUCAAAAUUAUUAAGGUUUGGGAGCUAUCCGAACAUACAUUACUGCAAACCUUCGAUGAUUUGGUGCGUAUAAUACCUAGCGAAACCGAUUUGGUAUUUCAUUACCACAGGGCACUAAGAGUACUUUUGAUUGGCUGUCGAAAAUUAGUAGCAAUUAAAUGUAAUCCACGCGUGUACGUUGAUUUAACUGAUGGGAAUACGCACACGGCUCCCGUUUCGGUGGUGCUAUAUAAUAGAUUGUUUCGCAAUGUGGUUACUUGCGGCCUGGAUAGUCUUGUUAUUGUUUGGGAUCCCUGGUCUGGCAAACGUAGAAUUAUUAUUAAAGAUUGCCACAUCGAAUAUAUCUACGGGGAAAAAAGCAAAGUUGAAAUUACUGCGGCAUGUUUCGAUCCUCUCGAACGACAUUUGUUGACUGGUGCCCGCGAUGGUUGCCUCAAAAUAUGGAAUUAUAAUAACGCUGUAUGCAUACGUAACCUAAGGAUUGAAGGAGACCAAAGUAUAACCGCUGUUAGAUGGGUAAAAGAAAGGAUUUUAGUUGUCGGUUGGGAUCAGCACGUGACUGAAUUUCCUUGUCAGGAAGGUAACGAAUAUACUCUUGCGAAAAAAUGGCCCAUGUUUCAUCAUGAUGAUAUCACUUGCGCUGAUGUUAAGACGGGCGAGGGUGUUGUUACAGCGAGUUAUUCCGGUGAAUUGAUAUUUUGGAAACUGGAGACCGGCCAACCUUACCGGUGUUUUAAUGUGGCAGAACCAACGGAGUUCAUCGAGUUAAGUUUCAAUAGGUAUAAAAAAAAGCGCAAGGAAAUAUUUCCUGUAACCGAAGCACAUUUUCCUACAUCCGACUCCACGGCACAUUUUAUACGUCUUACAGCAUUUGAAAUGGGAAAGCAGAUGAUUAAAACGCUUCAAGCACGUAAACAGUCAAAAUUGGCAGCUACCAUACGCCGACGUAGCGAAAAUGUGUUUAUUGCCAUGUCUGUACAAGCGGUUUUAUUUUUGCAAACACGUCGUUUCGCAGAGGAACAUGGUGAUCUUCUCGUAGCUUUGGAAACUGGUGCAGUACAAGUAUAUUCUCAUCACCAACGUGGUGGUUUUAUAACGCAGUUUAAUGCUAUACAUAAAAUGGGUGAUUGCGUUUUAGCCAUGACUACUGAUCGAAAAGAGCGUUACUUGUUUACUGGCACAGCCUGUGGUUAUAUAAAACUUUGGCAUAUACAAAACUUGGGUAUGCCACCAUCGGAAAAGGUGAGAAUCAGCAUGCCGUUAUUGCGCUUAAAAUUUAUAUUUUUGCGUAGGGAUACAUUUUUAUUAUCUGCUAAGCGCGCAGUACGACAUCAAACAGAACCAUUACUACUCAGCUCGUAUAAAGCUCAUUUAGCAGCUGUCACAUCUACGGUUUUCAUUCAUCUACCAAAAAUAUUAAUUACCGGCAGUAACGAUUGUUCGGUACGCUUGUGGACCAUAGGUGGUAGGUAUCUAGGUACACUGGGUAUGCCGUUGCCUUGGAUGAAAUUAUCACCUUUUGAACCGUUUAAAGAGGAAGCACGAGUAUUCCGUUUAUCACCCGACAUUAAGAAAGUCGCCAGCACUACCACUAUGAAGGUUAUUUCAGGUGUUCAGCUUGAUCGUAUAAGACCUCGUUCAAAAAAGGUAGUGGAAGAAAAAGAUCUGGAGGAAGAGAAUGAACUAAUACGAAAUUAUGGCAAGCCAUUGCAUGAACCCAUUCUUGGGGAACAUUUCCAAUACCCUGCUUAUAAUGAACCUAAACAUCCAAUCAAAUUGAAAACUAUUUCUUCUCCUGCUUCGGCUAAAUUUACGCCGGUUUACGCUCAUAUGAAAGUUUAUGAAGUAAAUCCUCACGAACUACCACCAACAUCAUCAGCAACAAAGCGUUUGGCUGUCGAAAAUUAUUUGAGCAGCGAACUAACUGAAUCAAGAGCAUGGACGGAGUAUAAAACCACAAGAAAACGUGCUGAGUGA